Filobasidium floriforme is the source of this 1815-nucleotide messenger RNA. RefSeq lists its product as uncharacterized. The record is from RefSeq and is a predicted model, not a curated record. Gene Ontology annotation, biological process: translational termination. Lineage: Eukaryota; Fungi; Basidiomycota; Tremellomycetes; Filobasidiales; Filobasidiaceae. The coding region runs from base 129 to 1736 and encodes 535 amino acids. Gene Ontology annotation, molecular function: translation release factor activity. The transcript is spliced from 7 exons.
UAGUUUCCUACUCGUCCGUCCUCGAUUUGUCCGUCUCUGCCAAGCAACAAGAGCUGUACCAAAAACAACAGCUGGAUGUCGAAAGGUGGACCGAGCUGGUCGCCGAGGCAAAGGCGCUUCGAAUCGAGAUGACCAAGAUCGCUGCCGACUAUGACUAUGACUGGAAGGGUCAGCUCGAGGGUCUGGAGGAUGUCGAGGUCGAGGUCAAGCAGAAGGAUGGGUCGGACAAGACAUCACCGGCAGAUCAGGAAGGUGACAAGAAGAAGGAUACCGUCACUUCCGUCUAUGUCAGGACGGAUGAAGGGAAAAAGGUUGACAUCGACGACACGAUCGACGAGGCCGCCGAUAUGGAACGCCAAGCGAGGAAGAAGGAGGGUACUCGUCGGCACGGCAAGGGAGGCAACACCGAAGAGAUGGAUGCCAGUCAAGCUGCUGGGGAACGUAAAGCCCAAAAGGUCAUCGGUCAAGAGCCCAUCUCGGCGGGAGAACAGAAGCGGGGCUUGCACACGGACCGAGCGCAGAGGGACUCGCGAGUGCCUCUCCCGGUCGUUGGUCGAGUCGGUCUAGGACGAUCGUUCUCUACCUCCACGAUCUCGCAGGCUGCCAGUGUCCAGGUCAGCGAGCAGAUGUACAAGCUCAUCACUCACAAGGUUGCCGCUUACCAGGAGGCGCUGAAGGCACAAUCUUCAGGGGACGAACAAGAGGUUUCUGAGCAGAUUCAACUUGCCCGGACCAUUAAAGAGUCGGAGCCCUUGGUCGAGGCAUGGAAGGAGUACAACGACGCUAUCGAGGCGUGGCAAGAAGCUGAGACGCUGCUGCGGGACAACGACCCUGACAUGAAGGCUCUAGCAGAGGAUGAGAUUGCUUCACUCCGAGAGCGACUUACUGCGUUGUGCGAGACCCAGCUCCCUUCGCUAUUACUCCCUUCAUCUCAAUCCGCCCAGCUAUCAGCCAUCCUGGAGAUCAAGGCUGGAGCUGGGGGAGAUGAAGCAUCUCUGUUCGUGGAGGAAGUCAUGCGAAUGUAUAUGCGGUAUGCCGCUGAACGGAACUGGCGCACAUCAAUCCUCAGCAAGACGGUCGGCAACGUGGGCGGAAACGGUCUCAAGGAUGUCACGCUCGAAGUGAAGGGCGAGGGCGCAUUCGGUGACUUUCGUUUCGAACGAGGAGUCCAUCGAGUGCAGCGAGUUCCUGCGACCGAAUCUGCCGGUCGGGUUCACACAAGCACCAUUGCCGUUGUGGUCUUACCAUUAUCUGAGAACAGCAAUGAGACUUCCGAUGACCUAGUCGACGAGAAGGAUGUGAAGACAGAGGUUAUGCGGGCUCGGGGUGCCGGAGGCCAGCAUGUCAACAAAACAGAGUCGGCGGUCCGCUUGACACACAUUCCGACAGGCAUCACUGUUUCGAUGCAGGAUUCUCGAAGUCAACAUCAGAACAAAGCUUGGGCUUGGCAGAUUCUAAGAGCACGUCUACUCGAUCAAAAGAUGGCACAAGCUGUACAGGACCGCCGAGAUACCCGUCGAUUACAGGUCAAGGGCAUGGACAGAAGCGACAAGGUCCGCACUUACAACUUUCCGCAAGAUCGAGUGACCGACCACCGGAUAGGGUUGACUACGACGGGUCUUGAAGGGAUAUUAGAAGGAGAAGGACUGGACUACAUCAUCUCCAAGCUCAAGGAUUAUAAUCAGGGUCUUCGUCUGGAAAGCCUGCUCGAGACAGGCGAGGACUUGGACGAGUAGAGGAGCAGCGCAAGGUCAUAAGCAUGCUCGUGUCAUACAUCACUUGCCCAAAGCAUUACUAGAAAUACAGUACAAUAGC